This is a messenger RNA of Centruroides sculpturatus (bark scorpion), 910 nucleotides long. RefSeq names its product DNA-directed RNA polymerase III subunit RPC7-like (gene Polr3G). Gene Ontology annotation, biological process: transcription by RNA polymerase III. The record is from RefSeq and is a predicted model, not a curated record. NCBI's taxonomy places the organism in Eukaryota, Metazoa, Arthropoda, Arachnida, Scorpiones, Buthidae. Gene Ontology annotation, cellular component: RNA polymerase III complex. The coding region runs from base 1 to 633 and encodes 210 amino acids. The transcript is spliced from 5 exons.
AUGUCGGGAAGAGGAAGAAAGCCACGAGGUAGAAGAAAAGAUGUGGUGGACGACGUUCGUGGAGAAAAUGUACCUCCUCCCAUCAUUCAACCUCCCGCUAUGUAUCCGCCACUGGAAUUUAAACCAGUUCCCCUCAUAAGUAAUGAAGAAGAAAAUUAUUUAUUGGCACUGAAACAGGAACUGAGGGGAACGCUACGCGAUUCAGGAUUUUACGUUCAACCUGUCCUGGUUAAAAAAGACAUCGAGAGGUAUUCCGACAAAUAUCAACAAAAGGACAUGACAGCAAAUGACAUCAAGUGGGAUUUUAAAAGAUUUCCAAAGGAACUGAAGGAUAUCAAGCGUAAAAGACCUGCUGCCAAACAGCCGAAAGUAUCCAAGAAACGAAAGAAAAACUUUUCUCAAGAUGAUAUUAAAAAUAAACUUGAGCAAUUGGAAACAAACGAGAAAUCCGAGACAAGUGAAGAGGAGCAAGAGGAGGCAAAAGAGGACGAAGAGGAAGGCGAUAAGGACGAAGAAGAAUUAUACGAUGAAGAAGAACAAGAGGAAGGUACAGAUUAUGCGGUCAAUUAUUUUGACAAUGGAGAAGACUAUCUGGACGAAGACGACAACAUGGACGACGGACCACUUUAUUAAAGAAAUUAGCCAAAUAUUGCAUUUGUAAAUAUAUCACAUCAUCAAUAUAUGAAAUUUUAUUUAAUACUGUUCCAAAGAGGAAACAGACAAUUUAUUAUCUUCUUCCAAUAAAAAUAUGAAUUUCACGUAGACAAUUGAUGUAAAUCAUCGAGUUUGAUUAAAAAUGUGCCACACAAUUUAAUUUUUUUCUUUUUGUAUAUACAUAUAUAAUACAUUGAAAUACUUAAGUAGAAAUUCUGUACAAUAAAUCAAUGGUCCCUUAUCUAGCACUCUUCCA